UUCAUCGAAUUUGGUUGUACCAACAGUAACAAAUACUUUUUUCCUUGACAGUGCCAUUUUAAGGAAACAAUAACAUAAGAACCUUUAAUAUUAAUUGUAAUAAUAAAUAUUAUUUUUCCUUAUUUAUGCAGUAAAAAUUUGAAUUGAUGCGAAUAACAAUCAAUAUGUUAAUAAAAUAACAUUUUUUUAAUUUUACAUUCUAUAGAAGAUGUUUGGUUAGGAAAACAAUAAUAUGACGUAAGGUUUCAUACUUGCUACACGUUGGUUUGAGUAGUACUGCGAGUGUUAAUAAAAACAUGCCAGCUAAAGUGAAAAAUAAGAUACUAACAUAUGAAGGUUGCAAUUACAUUCGGUAUCGUUUGCUAUUAUCUACACUUUCGGGCAAACCCGUGCGAAUAACAGACAUUAGAAUUAAAGAUGAUGAUCCUGGGGUCAGAGAAUAUGAAGUAAGUUUCAUACGUUUAUUGGAUAAAAUUACAAAUGGAUCAAAAAUAGAAUUAAAUGAAACUGGAACUAACUUAUAUUAUAACCCUGGUUUAUUAUAUGGUGGUGAUAUAGAACAUGAUUGUAGUUUGCAACGAGGUAUUGGUUAUUAUUUAGAAGGUAUUAUGAUAUUAGCUCCAUUUUGUAAAAGAGCAAUUGAUAUAACACUUAAGGGAGUAACCAAUAAUACAACAGAUCCAUGUGUGGAUAGAAUUAAAGCAACUGCUAUACCAAUAUUAAAAAGAUUUUUAUCAGGAGAUAAUGAAGUUACACUUAAUAUUAUUAAAAGAGGAGCAGCACCUCUUGGUGGUGGACAAAUUAGUUUUAAAUGCCCUGUUAGUCGUAAUCUCAAAACUGUCCAAUUUCAGAAUAGUGGAAUGGUAAAACGAAUAAGGGGCACUGCAUGUAGCAUACGUGUUUCACCUGCUAUUGCUAAUCGAAUUGUAGAAUCCGCUAAAGGUGUUCUUCUGAAAUUCCUACCAGAUGUUUAUAUUCAUACGGAUCAUUCCAAAGGAGCAUCUAGUGGAAAAUCACCAGGUUUUGGAUUGAGCUUAUCAGCCGAAACUACCACUGAAACAGUUUAUGGUGGAGAAGCAUUUUCACCUUUAAUGACAACAGGUUCUUUACCUUGUGUGCCAGAAGAUAUUGGUAAAGAAGCAGCCAUGAAAUUGGUUGAUGAAAUUCAUAGAAAUGGAUGCAUAGACUCACCAUUUCAAAGCAUGACUGCAAUGUUUAUGGCAUUAGGUAAAAAAGAUGUUUCCAAAGUUAUAACAGGACCUCUGACACCAGCAAUGAUUCAAUUUUUACGCGAUUUAAGAGACUUUUUUGGAGUAGUUUUUAAAAUUGAACCAUAUAAAGAAGAAGAUGAAAUAUUAGAUCAAGUUAUUUUAACUUGUGUGGGUGUAGGAUAUACCAACAUAAGUAAACGAACGUUGUAAAAUACUGUACUAUAUUUAUAUUUUCUUAUAUCUAUUAAUUUUAUACUGUACAAUAAUAAAAAAAUGUGCAUUUUAUUUUUAAACAAACUCACAAGAAACACGCUAGAAAUAUUUAAAAAAU
Nomia melanderi (Alkali bee) is the source of this 1542-nucleotide messenger RNA. It is a transcript of the gene Rtc1, whose product is annotated as RNA terminal phosphate cyclase 1. The record is from RefSeq and is a predicted model, not a curated record. Lineage: Eukaryota; Metazoa; Arthropoda; Insecta; Hymenoptera; Halictidae. Gene Ontology annotation, molecular function: RNA endonuclease activity. Gene Ontology annotation, biological process: endonucleolytic cleavage of tricistronic rRNA transcript (SSU-rRNA, 5.8S rRNA, LSU-rRNA); ribosome biogenesis. Gene Ontology annotation, cellular component: nucleolus.